AUGGAAAUGGGAGGAAGCUCAUCAGGUUCAUAUGGAUAUGGAGAUUUUCUUGAGUCUUGGGUGUCAGAGAGCUCCUCGAGGAACCAGGUGGAGCCUUUAAGUUAUUCAUUUGGAAGCUUAUUAUCAUCAACUUCUACAGCCAUGUUGCAGGGGAAUAAUGUACAGUUGGAUUAUAAUGAAGUGAACACAACAGUUGUGAAUAAAUCAUUAUUGGAUUCGUUGGUGCCGAGUUUUUGUGCUAAUUAUGUUGUCAAUGAUGCCAAUUUGCUGCUGCCAAGCACUGCAUUCUUGCAAAUUCCCGGCAUUCAUGAUAGUGACCCCGGGUUUCUCUCGUUUGCACCCAAUAACAAUGGUUUAUUGGGUAUUGGAAUGGGGGAUAGUUAUCCCGCUGGUUUAGUUAAUUCUGGAAUAGGGGAUAGUUAUCCUUCUGGUUUAGUUAAUACUGGAAUGAGGGAUAGUUAUCCCGGGCUGAACAAGGUUUCGUCCCAUUCCAAUCAGAGCCAUAGGCAAGGGUGUAAGAGGCAACAAUUAGGAUCAAUGAUGAGUUUUGCUGGAGCAGAACCUGCAGGGUUUGAUGUUUACCAAAUGGGGAUUGGAAUCGAGACCGAGACUCAGUUAUCGAAAAAGCCCAGACUGGAUGCUACCAAGGAUGCGUUGCUGCUCCCCGAGAUUAAUCAGCAUUUCGACAAGAGCCUCCUGCAAUUGCAGGAAAAGAAUUCAGUGCUGAAGAUGCUGCUGGAGCAGCAGAGACAGCAGAACGAGCUGCAUAAACAGCUUUCUCUUUUGGGCACCGAGGACGCGCUGGGACAGCAGUUUCAACCAGACCAAUGGGAGCUUUCGCAAAAUCAGGCCCAAAUCUCUUCUCUGCCUUGCCUUGAUGCCAGUAUCUGUAACCGACGCCUAACUCAGUACUUAUAUCAUAUGAGGAGUCGCCCAACUAAUAAUGACAUGACUUACUGGAAGAAGUUUGUUUCUGAAUAUUAUGCUCCUUGUGCUAAGCAGAGGUUGUGUUUUUCUACAUGUGAUAAUGUUGGCCAACAAGCUCUAAAUCUUUUCACCGAGGCAGCCUUGGAAUCUUGGUGCUGUAGUAUUUGUGCUUCGAAAUCAUCAAGAGGAUUUGAAGUAAUAUAUGAAACUCUCCCGAGGCUUUUCAAAACCAAAUUUGAGAGCAGCAUCCUGGACGAGGUCUUAUUCCUGGGGUGGCCUCGGGAGCAUAGAUUUCCUUCUGGGCUUUUAUUGUUGGAGUAUGGCAAAGUGGUUCAGGAGAGUAUCUAUGAAAAUUUUCGCAUUGUUCAUGAAGGUAUACUUCGUGUGAUCUUCAGACCUGACUUGAAGAUAUUUUCUUGGGAAUUCUGUGUACAACGCCAUGAAGAGCUUUUGCAGUAUCAAUCCGUUGCUAGACAGGUACCAUAUCCUAUCCCGGGGGCAUUUGAUAGAAGCGAUGAACGUAUUGACCAUUUUGUCGAGGCGGCUGAAAAAUACAGAAGUACUAUCACUAACUCCGCCGGGGCUACUUCAGAGGGCAUACAAUCAUGUUGCGAUAUGUUUCUAAAAGCAGAGCUCGAGCUUGCAAGGAAUGUGGAUCUGCCAUUGGUUAACGCGUUAGGAUUCUCCAAGAAACAUUUUAGGUGUUUACAGAUAGCUGAAAUCAUCGGUAGCAUGACGGAUUUAAUCACUAUCAGCCAUGAACUUGGUGUUGGACCAAUUGAGAGCUUAAAGAACUAUCAUCGGUUGAAGGAAAUGAAGGAGCUAAGCAUGACUCAGAGUGUGGUAACCAGCACCGAUGAUGGCGGGCUGGCAGCUGAUAACAGUUACUCUCGACUGCUCAGACAAGGCCCUCGUAGUUCAGUUGCAAGGACACAAGUACUGCAACCGUCGUACUCUACCGCUAACUCCAGCCAACUCGAGUUCACCGCCAAUGAGCUCACCGUCAAUGAGCGCAUGAAGUCAAUAGAACACACAGUUGAUAAGCUGCUUUCCACGAAGGAAGCUACCGUUAGAGCAAACAGUUUGGGAAACGCUAUCAGCGCGGGGACAGGGAGCGAAGCCAGUGGAACAGCCACGAGUGGCGCCUGGCCUCAGAUAAGCGACACCAUCAUGCUAGCUAACGCUAUGAAUUUCGGUGAGAAUGCAACCGUGCUGGCCAUCGCGCAAGCAAACCUAAACCUAAUAGCCAACGCUCAACUAAGCGGCCCCGAGAUGUGCAAGGCUGCCUUCAACAGCUCUUCGUCGAAGGUAAAGAUGUCUGUCAAGGUCGAGCCAAGGUUUCAGGAGCAGAUUUAA
This is a messenger RNA of Ipomoea triloba (trilobed morning glory), 2283 nucleotides long. Its product is annotated as probable transcriptional regulator SLK3. Gene Ontology annotation, cellular component: nucleus; transcription regulator complex. Lineage: Eukaryota; Viridiplantae; Streptophyta; Magnoliopsida; Solanales; Convolvulaceae. Bases 1 to 2283 code for a protein of 760 amino acids. The transcript is spliced from 10 exons. Gene Ontology annotation, biological process: negative regulation of transcription by RNA polymerase II; positive regulation of transcription by RNA polymerase II. The record is from RefSeq and is a predicted model, not a curated record.